This is a messenger RNA of Penaeus chinensis, 7782 nucleotides long. Its product is annotated as agrin-like. Gene Ontology annotation, biological process: cell differentiation; multicellular organism development. The transcript has 29 exons. The coding region runs from base 16 to 5346 and encodes 1776 amino acids. Gene Ontology annotation, molecular function: calcium ion binding; protein binding. The record is from RefSeq and is a predicted model, not a curated record. Lineage: Eukaryota; Metazoa; Arthropoda; Malacostraca; Decapoda; Penaeidae.
ACGAGGCCGGCCGCCAUGACUAAUGUGUAUGCCCCGUACGGGCCCGUGCCCACCAGCGUGGGCGUCACCGCCUCGCCCCGACUCAAUGGAUCGCUCGACCGCCGGGCCAUCGUGGGCCGCGCCGCCACCAUGGGCCGCGCGGCCACCUUGGGCCGCACCUACUCGGGCCACAUCCGCCCGCACCCGCCGGCCAUGGGCAGCUCGUACCAGGACAUCCGGCGCUCGCGCGACCGUCUGGACCUGAAGGGGCCGCUGGAGCCGCUGCAGCCGCUCGAGGCGCUGGAGCCGCUGGGCGUGGAGGGCUGCGUGCUACGCGGCUCCAUGGAGAGCUUCCCGCCGCUGCCCGCCACCACGCUGGAGCGUCGCAGGAACGGCGGCCUCGUGUCGGGCGCGUGCAGCGUGCACGGCGGGACCCUGAGCCGCCCCGCCAGCAGGGCCGGCUCGCGCUACGAGCUGGCGGAGGAGCGGCGCGGCGGCUGCUGUCGCCGCGGCUGCUGCACGCUCACGCUCUCCAUCAUCGCCUGCCUGCUCAUCCUGGGCGGCGUGAUCGUCGCGCUCUACUUCUUCAUUAAGAAUGUUCCCUACGAACCUCGGCCGCCCAUCCAGGAAGUGCGCAACCCGUGCCAGGGGCGGAAGUGCCAUCACGGUGCCGUCUGCGUGGUCGAAGGAGGGACGCCCCAGUGCCAGUGCCCGGCGGAGUGCCACAUGUACAACGGGGCGGCGGCGGCGAGUUCGAGGCCUGUGUGCGGCUCGGACGGCAAGGACUACCCGAAUGCCUGCCAGUUGCACAAACACGCCUGCAACACGCAGAGGCACCUCGAAGUCAAGUACCUGGGCAAGUGUGACCCCUGUGCUGACGUGACGUGCCCCGAGCGACAGAUCUGCCAGCUGGACCGCGAGAGGAAGCCCAGUUGCCGUUGCAAUGACGUGUGCAACAAGGACUACGACCCCGUCUGCGCCUCCGACGGGAAGACGUACACGAACGACUGUGCAAUGAAGGUGGAAUCGUGCAGAUCCAGGAAAUCCCUCUCCAUCAUCUACCGCGGCUCCUGUGAUGUCGGUCUGAACCCAUGUGACACCGUGUCAUGCCUGCCCGGCGAGGAGUGCAACAUCAACGUCCUCGGCAACGCCCGCUGCGAGUGCCCUCCGGCGUGCCAGCUGGUCGUGCGCCCCGUGUGUGGCACCGACGGAGACACCUACGACAACAUGUGCGAGCUGCAGAGGGCGGUGUGCGUGCAGCAGACGGACAUCGCGGUCGCUUACAUGGGCGUGUGCGGAGAGGAAGGCCCUUGCGCCGGCCACGUGUGCGACCACGGCGGCGUCUGCGUGGAGCGGCAGGGGCGGCCCGUGUGCGAGUGCCCGCAGUGCCCGGCCCGCCUGGACUUCGUCUGCGGCUCCGACGGGAUCUCCUACGACAAUGAGUGCCGCUUGCGGGCCGAGGCGUGCCGGAUACACCGCAACCUCACCGUCAGAUACCGGGGCCGAUGCAGCGGCUGUGAGGACAAACAGUGCGAUUUCUAUGAGGUUUGUGAGGCUGACCAGGAAGGAGUCGGCCGCUGCGUGUGUCCCGAAGGAUGUGAUAUGGUCGAGAGCAAAGUGUGUGGCACUGACGGCAUCACGUAUCUGAACGAGUGCCUCCUGAAGGUGGCCUCCUGCCGCAAGAAGCAGUUUGUGAUGGUCGCCUCCAAGGGUGACUGCGACUUAUGCCAACACGUGGUAUGCAAGUUCGGCGGUCGGUGCGAGGCGGGGCACUGCGUGUGCCCGACCGACUGCCCUCCGACCCGCGAGCCCGUGUGUGCUUCUGACGGCGAGACGUACGAGAACGAGUGCGAGAUGCAGAAGGCGGCGUGCGAGGUCGAGGGCGGCCUGCGAGUGACCUUCGUCGGGGAGUGUUCGGAAGCGCGCACCUCCAACUUCGAACUGACGCCCUGCAAUGGAGAGCCGCCCUUGGUCAACCCCGCGACCGGACGGGACUUCUACUGCGGGAAAGGGCCGGAUACCGAGACGUGUCCUGAUGGGUACUACUGCCACUGGACGCUCUCCUUCGCGAAGUGCUGUCCGCUUGACCAAGAGGAGAACGUGACUCUGGCGGGUCCCUCGUGUCGCCAGUCCUCCUACGGCUGUUGUCCUGACGGGAAGUCCGCCGCCCUGGGACCCAACUACGGCGGGUGUCCUUCCAUCUGCCAGUGCCAUAAGCUGGGAGCCUACGACGAGGUGUGUGACCCCGUGACCAACCAGUGCCGAUGCAAGCCCGGCGUCGGGGGCACCAAGUGCGACCGCUGCGAGCCCGGGUUCUGGGGCCUUCCGAGGAUCCAGCGCGGGAGCAAAGGGUGUCUGCCCUGCGGAUGCUCGCUGUUCGGGUCGGUGCGCGACGACUGCGAGCAGAUGACGGGGCAGUGCGUGUGCAAGCCGGGCAUUCGGGGCAAGAAGUGCAACGAGUGCCCCGAGGGCCUGGUGCUGGGCCCCAAGGGAUGCCGGGCCAAUGACGUCACCACGCCCCCGCCCCGGUCCUGCGUUGAGCUCGAGUGCUACUUCGGCGCCAGGUGCCAGGAACACGAGGGCCACGCCGAGUGCAAGUGCGAUGCCCAGUGCCCCGAAGACACGUCCUCGUCCCCGCGGCCCGUGUGUGGCUCUGACAUGGAGACGUAUGCCAGCGAGUGCCACCUGCGCCUCUUCGCGUGCCAUUACCAGAAGGACGUGGUGGUCGACGCCCUCGGCUCGUGCCCUCCUCCAGGCAACCAAUCCGACGGCGUGACGGAGUCGCCGCUGCGCCGGUCUACCGCGCCGCUGUCGACGGAGCCCCACCGCGAGGAGGCGGCGAAGGCCACACGCCACCUGCUGCUGCCCGAGUACGUGAUCGGCGGCGCCCCCGGAUCCAGCACACACAGCCUCUCCAACAGCAUCUUCAGCGUGCCACCCACCCCCGUCACCAUCGCCGCCUUCGGCCUGCUGGGCUCGAUCUGUUACCGCGACAAGGACUGCUCGGUGCCCUACUCCCGCUGCAAGACGUCCAUUUGCACGUGCCGCAGCGGGUACACUCAGAGCGCCGACCGUCAGACGUGCGUGGUGACGACCCCGGGGCGAGAGGAGGUCGUCGGGGCGUGCGUUCGGCGACCCUGCCAGAGGGGAGGCACCUGCCGGGAGCUCACCAAUGGAGGGUACAGCUGCCAGUGUCCCCCCAGGACCACGGGCCUCCAGUGCGAGAAGGAGCUCCCUCCGCCCUACGAGACGCCCUCCUUCAGCGGCUCCUCCUACCUGGAGGUCAAGAAGAUCAAGGCCUACAAUAAAGUGCAGCUGGAGCUCGAAUUCCGCACCUUCACGGACAGCGGCAUCCUCCUGUACAGCCAGCAGCAGCCUGACGGAUCCGGCGACUUCAUCUCCCUGGCACUGGUCGACGGAUACGUGGAAUUCCGCUACAACCUGGGCUCGGGGCCGGCGGUCAUCAGGAGUCAUCACAGGGUCCAGAUGAAGCGCUUCCAUAGGGUGGUGGCCAAGAGGUACCAACGCGACGGCAUCCUGCAGCUGGACGACGCCGAGGACGCCAUCGGGAAGGCCCCGGGGACACUCAAGAGUCUGGACCUGCGAGGCUCCACCUACGUAGGAUACGUCCCAACCAACGAAAGGAGAGUCUGGGAAAACGCGGGCACCUCCGAGGGCCUGGUCGGUUGCCUGCGCUCCGUCCGGAUCAACGGGCGUCCCCUUGACCUGGUGUGGCCCGGCUCCCCCCACGUGAUCCGCGCCGAACACGUGGGCGAGUGCUCCGCGUCGCCGUGCGCCAACCUGCCCUGCCUCAACCACGGCUCGUGUAGGCCUACGGACGACGGCCAUUUCAAGUGUCUCUGCGUUCAAGGAUUUAUCGGGGAGCGAUGCGAGGUCAAGCUAGACCCGUGCGAGAGCCAGCCGUGCCAAGCUGGGGCAACCUGUGUCACUCUCCCGACCAAGGAUUUCCUGUGCAAGUGCCCCCCUGGCAGGAGAGGAACGCUGUGUGACCAGAUGGACCGCACCCUCCGCGAGAUGGUGAUCCCCGACUUCGACGGCGACGCGUACCUGGAGCUGCCCACCCUGGAGAACGUGGGCAUGUCCUUCGCCCUCGAGAUCUGGUUCCUGACGCGCUCUCCCGACGGCGUCCUGCUGUACAACGGGCAGAUGGGCGGCGGAGGAGACUUCAUCGCACUCAACCUGCGCAACGGACACCUCGAGUUCUCCUACAACCUCGGCUCCGGACUCGCCACGCUCGUGAGCCCCGAGCGCGUCGCCCUGAACACGUGGCACAUGGUACGCGUGCGCAGGAAGAAGAGGAGAGGCAUCCUGCAGCUCAACAGGGGCAAGAAAGUGCGAGGCAAGAGCGGACCCAGACUCACCGAGCUCAACCUCAACCAGCCGCUCUUCCUCGGAGGCUUAGAGAACUUCACCUUGGCUCACCCGGACUCCGGCGUCACCAUGGGCCUCAACGGAGCCAUCCAGAGACUGCUGGUCAACUCGGAGGUGCUGGACAACCUGGACGAGAGGGCGAGGGGAGGCCGCGGCGUCAGGAGGUACCGUGGGCCCCCUUGCCUGCACAAUCCCUGCCAGAACGGCGGUGUGUGCCAGCCGUUCCUCAGCCGGUUCCUGUGCAAGUGUCCAGCCUCGUUCACCGGAAAGUUCUGCGAGAAGCGUUCUGACGAAAACCAGAUGAUGAAACCAGUCAAGUUUGACGGCAAGACUUUCCUCAAGUUCCCCAACAUGGUUUACAGAGUCAAAAGAGGACAAACAACCAACCAGUUCGAGAUUCGUUUCCGCGCGACCAGUGGCGACGGUUUGCUCGUUUGGCUCAACAAGGGAACGACACUCACGGGAGACUACCUGGCCAUCGCGAUCAACGGCGGUUUUAUCGAACUAUCUUACAACCUCGGCAAGCAGCAGACGCUCCACAUAGUUAGGUCUAAGACGCGCGUGGACGACGGCCAGUGGCACACCCUGGUGGCGCACAGGAGGAAGCGGCUGGGCGUCCUCAGGGUGGACAACGAGCGACCAGUCAAGGGCGUCUCGGAGAAGGGCGCCACGACACUCAACACCAACGGCAAAUUGUGGAUCGGUGGCUCCCCCAGAAUCCCGGACGGACUGCCGCGGGCGUACUACCAGGGCUUCCGUGGGUGCAUCGACGCCGUGCAGGUGGAGAACCGCGACCUGAACCUGGUGACCCACGGCGACGCGCAGCUAGGUCCGGUUCUGCGACGAGAUGCGGUGAGGUUCGUCGCCCGCCCCCCCCCCCCCUCUCUGCGGCGGACUCCUGGUGCUCUCCACGCGACUCCCAACAGCUGUGCAUCUCUCCUGCGCUGGAAUAUGUGUUUGAGGAAAAAAAUAUGAAUGAAUAAGAAGGGAGGAAUGGAAAAAAAACACGACCGGAUGCAGCAGCUUUGUCGAGUUGCGAUGCUAAAAAAAAUAGAACAAAACAUUAAAAAAAAAAAACCUAUUUAAGAGAAAGAAGAAAUUCUAUUUUGUAUAUGGGGAAAACGUUAUUCUGUUGUUCGAGGAAUGGUAGUGAUAAUAACAGUCAUUACGACAGAAAAAAACAAACUUCAUGGUGGCGAUUUUAAGCUGUAAGUGAUGGUGAAAGGUGCGUGCAGAUUUCAUGUACAUUUCAGUGCUUUCUAGUGACUCCUUACUCUGCCUACAGGACGCGAGGUUCUGAACCACUUUGUAGGUUGUGCUUGGUGAAGGAAAAUUUAUCAUCACCGUUCUUUUCAAGGAAGUUUCAAAAGAACGAGACUUAACGGCGACCAACCAUUAGACAAAUUAAACUAGGAAAAUACUCAUUCGUAAUCUCUUUUUUUUUUUUUUUUUUAAUCGAAGGGGAAAUGUUAUUCAUAUACUUAUGAAUAACCAGCUGAAUAUUAAAGAUCUGUCUGUGUUCUUUACUCCGUGUUCCAAAACGGGAUGGUAAAUUACAAAGAAGAUCUGGACUUCUCUCGCUACACAAACGGGGAACAAAAUGAACAGCGCAAGUGAAGUAACUUGUGCUCUUGCUGUAAAUAUGAUAUUUGUUGGAAAUAGUCAUAACAAGUGAGUGAAUGGAAGAGUGUGUAAGUAGACUUUUUCCUGAAGCUGCCUAAAAAAAAAAAAGAAAAAAAAAUAUGAAUAAAAAAUGUAUAAAUUGAAAUCCUGGGACCUGGCAAGACGACUGGAAGUUAAAGAAGUUUGUUAAGAGUUCUUCAGACGUGUUUUCAUUGAUGUUGACAACUUGUACCUCAGCAGUAUUUAAGCAAGAUAUUGAAAGAAAGAAAGAAAAAAAAAGGUGAAAAAUAUAGUAAUAAAAAAUAACAUCCAGUGUUACAUUUCAGAACUUUAUUUGUAUUCGAAUUUUUACUGUUUUGAGCACAGUAACCCUGUAUUCCUAAAGUCGUUUUUUACAUUAAAUGGUUCCAAUUUUGCAACUUUUAAUUGUAUCACCAAUUGCUGUUAAUCUUGCAUUAAAAUACAUUCAAAUAAUACAUUUCAGGUCUACCGAUGCACUUGUAUAUUUUCUCAGUAUCAUAGUUGUAAAUUUCUAAUCCAACAUUCUAUGUGAAGCCCUGAGAUGUACAGUAGUCACAAAUAGUAAAAAACAAAUAAAUAAUUCAUAGGCAGAGGAAAAGCGACAGCGAUGAUAUUUGAGAGAAUCCAUCCAUAUUUCUUGUUCAAGUUAGCUGACUAAAAGAAAUAACUGUACAGCAGAUGCAUUCGUGGAUAUUGUGGGUGUUUUAUCGUUUAUUAACCCUCCUUCCCCUCUUCUCUGUUUCUUAAAGCCAUUCUUCGUUUAUGUUCUUGGUUUCUAUGAUCUACUUCCCUCUUCGUAAUAAAUGUAUCAUUUGUUUUAUACGAAGGCCAAACCACUGUGCAAGAGAUGAUAUAGGAAUUCAGAAAUCAAAAAGAGAACACUAAAAGCAGCAGUUGCUCUUCUGGCAUAGCAUGAUUUACUUCACUUUCCCAACCGCAUAGCCUUCCCCCCCCCCCCCCCCUUCUCCCCCUAGCUGCUGAUUUCGGUCGCUUCGAGAGAAGAAAGGGGGCGUGGUUUAGUCCAUUUGGCCCGCCCUCUGGAAGCCUCUCAUUCCGGUUCUCUUACUUAUUUUUUUUAAGUUCUUAUUAUAUCGUCAUUAUCAAUUUUCAUUUCUUAGUUGCAAAGGGAAUGUGCUUUCAUUUCUCUCGGUCUUUUCCCUUUCUUUUCUUUUUUCCAUGAGCCCACUUGUCUUCCAGAAGAGUGUGUAAAAUGUACAUAGUGUAAGAUAAUAGAGAGACUAGCCUAUCUAAUUUUUACAAGACGUGCCAAUAGUAGGUUUGUGCAAACUCACCCACGAUAUUUAAAAAGUAAAAAAAAAAAAAAGACGCAACGCAAGCUGGAAAAAAUUAUGAUUAGUUCGAGUUUUGAUUAAUAUAUAUACCAAUAUAUAUAUAUAAAAAGACAUAAUCGAAAUAUCCAGAUCAUAUUCCGAAUGAAUGGUCCACUCAUAUUUAAUCAAAUACUUCAUGUUUUGAUAUAAUACAUAACUCAUUCAUACUGUCACCUUUUAAGUGGGUUUCUUGGCUUCGGUAUGGUUUCCUAUUGGCAAGACGCGGUUUUCGAAAGAGGCGUCGGUGGUUGUGUUUUUAAAUUAAUUUGAUAGGCUAAAUUUUGCUUAUGUCUGAUAAAAGAUAACGUUCCUACGAUAGUUUUUAAUUAUGACUUCCGUUCUUUUUAUUAUGAUGCAGUUGAAAUGCUUUAAAUCUCCUUGUAGAUAAUUCACAGUGUGUUUGCACAUGUUUGUAGAAAAUACAUUAUAAAAAUAA